Molecule: messenger RNA, 516 nt
Organism: Marasmius oreades (fairy-ring Marasmius)
Lineage: Eukaryota; Fungi; Basidiomycota; Agaricomycetes; Agaricales; Marasmiaceae
Exons: 3
Coding region: 1-516 (171 amino acids)
Source: RefSeq, a predicted model, not a curated record
AUGUGUGGGUGGUACAGCCGGGAGCAAAUAGGUAUUGAGAUCGCGUACACAUCAUUGAAGUUUCAGAACUCUCCUGGGCUACGUUUGCAGGCUCAUCUGGAUCUUGUGAUCCAAUGGGCAAAUCCCUUCCUUUCCCUCUUGCAGCUAUGUGGUAGCAUUUCGCAACUUUGGUUGUUAACGAGUGGGCCGUCAUCAUGUCCCACGGAUCCUGCUGCUCUGCAGGUUGUACAGGGGGUGGAAGAUGAGGAGGUAGAUGAUGGUUUAGAUGAGCUAGUCGAAGAUUUCCACGACAUUGGCAUUGUGGAUACGACAGCUGUAGACCACUACCUGGCUGAGGUGUUGGAUGAAGAUGCAGGGGAGGGCAAUGAUGAUGAGGAAGGUCAUGAGAAUGAGGCGGAAAACAGCGGUGAGAGGAAGACCACGAACAACGAGAGUGCGGCUCAUGACAAGCGAGAGGAGAGCGACGAUAUAACAUUCAAAUGGGUAGUACCAUGUUCAGUCGAGCCUUCAAGAUGA